Molecule: messenger RNA, 2754 nt
Organism: Mycosarcoma maydis (corn smut)
Lineage: Eukaryota; Fungi; Basidiomycota; Ustilaginomycetes; Ustilaginales
Exons: 1
Coding region: 1-2754 (917 amino acids)
Source: RefSeq, a predicted model, not a curated record
AUGUCAGAUGCGUCCUCGGCAUCAGCCGGGCUCUCGAACAGAGUCGUGCUCGACGAGGUGCCAUUGGCGGUUGAGCGCGUGCAUGUCUACACCGACUCGGACGCAGCCGCGUCAGCCACAGACUCUCACACCAUCCUUGACUUGUUCGAUCGCGAACCGUCACUCGCAGAUAUCACGGCUGAAGGAAAGAACAUCUUUGUCACCCCCAAACCCCUCUCGGUGCAGCUAGGCGAAGAUGUUCGGCGGCUCUGGGCUGAACGUGGGGACUUUUCGCGCUUCCGCAGCUCCGCCUUGCACAAACGUGCACAUCGAUUGUCGGCCGACGACAGCAGUGAUCAAGACUCUGAAUGCGCUCCGCAAGACCAAGCUGCAACAGAAGCGGGCAUAUCGAGCGAGACGAGUGAAAAGAUCGGUGGAACGAUAGCAGAGAGCCAGUUCGUCGAGUUGCGAAACCAAGUCCUCGCCAACUUGGACGUAGCGCAUUUCAACUCGAUCCAUGCACAUCAGCUGUUGGGAAUGCUGAUCAAACAACAUCGAUCGACUGCAGUCUCUUCCAACAAUGCCGGCGUGGCGAUGCAGCCAGUGGCGAGGAUGGCAUCUCCUGCGCCUAGUGUUGGAGCUCUCUCGAACCGAUCGGCUUCUAUCACCGCUGCCCAAACAAAAGCGCCUCUGGGAAUCUUUUCGCACCUCAACCAUGCUUCUACGCGAGAGGAGGAAUUCGUCCUUGAUCCGCUGGCGAUAGCGCUCUCGCGUACUGCUCUGAACACCAGUACUGCCGUCCGACACUCGAACGACAGCGAUCAACACGAGCAAGAGCAAGACGAAUUUGCAGAUCCGACCAGUGCAGAGUACGCAUUGAAACAAGCUCAAAAGGAGAUCGAGUCUACACCGGAAUUCAAAGAGAACGAAUUACGAGAGUUCAGGAUUGUGUUGGAGACCAAAAGGAAGGCGCUCGAGGAUGCAGCGCAACUGUUGAGUAGUGCAGCGACCGAGUUGAGGAGUAGCCAGGCGGGGAACAGGGAGCGAUGGAGGAGCUUGAUUGGGCUACAUGGUAGAGGGUGGGGAAUGACACCGGGGAGGCCGCUGUUGGAUGUCGAGAGGUUUGGCGUUGGCGAAAGUGAAGGUGAAGGUGAGGAGGAGGAAGACGAAGAGGAGGUAUUGAACAGUGACGCGACAGCUGACGAUGGCGAGAAGGAGGCAAAGAACCAGCAGAGCAGUAUCAAGCCAGGAAAGAAGAAGAGCAAAGACGAAAAGCAGGCUAAAGCGGCUGGGUUGCAAGGCUUCGGAACACCGAUCAUCACCUCGGAUGGAAAAGUGAAAGAAGAAGGCGCGAGAGAUGCGUGGAUUGGAUUUGGGCUACCUGAAGCGCCAAUCGAGCUACGACGACGUAGCUUGGCGUAUUGGGCCGAUGUACCGAGUAGCGUUGGUGGUGCAACGACCACAGAAGAGGUCCGGAAGAAGCUUGUGUUUCCGGAUCGAAUGCAUCGUCGACUGCGUGUACGCUUCGUUCUUUGGCCCCGCGUUUCCAGCAUGCAGCACGAUGAAGGUCGAAUCGAGUGGACUUCGGAUCCCACCGCACGUUGGCAGGAAAACGAAAGCAGUGACGCUUGCGGAGCCCCAGCAGUAGCACCAGGUCAAAUACUGGACCAAGAGCUACAACAAGCAUCACGAGAAGCAACGGACGAGCUGGUGUUCGGUGAUGUCGUCGCACAGGCACGCUUGCUACCACCGAUGUUUGGGGUGAGGUUGACGUCGAGCUCGGUACGGCUGGUUCUGACCAAGCGCUUGGAUUGUGUCGUGGAGUUGGUGCGCAUCUCCGAUCAGAACGAUGCCAACGUUUCGGAUUCUGGGCAGCAAAGCAAGGACGAUACUGAAGAAAAGAUGCAGCUAGGAGGAGAAAAGCAGCAGCGAUAUUCUCCACAUGCUUCGCUUUUAUUGGCGUUCUUACGCAUGGGACCGCUGCGCAAGUACCACGCCUUUGUAAACGCCACGGAGCAAGCGAGGCGAGCCGACGCUGCUGCACGUGCAGCCGCGAUCAAGGCGAUUGCUACAGCCAAGCCGAAAAAGUCGACCUCGGCCGCCAACACUGCCACUGCCACUGCCACUGGAAAUGGUGCAGCGAGCACAAUCGAGCCCGCAUCUGACAAAGGUGGCAUUGCAGCCGGAGGUAGAUCGACGAGUGCAGCCUUGUCGAAACUCGACUCCAUCGGCCCCAUUGUCGUCACACUACACUACUGGUCCUUCGUCCAUCGUCUUGGAAGCGUUCUCAAAGACUUUCAAGAAACAGCACUACAGAAAGGCAUCAAGGUGGUUGUUCAGCUCGUGCCCAUCACACUACCCACAUCGACUCGAACAGGUUCUUCGAAUCUUGCCCAGCUCACAUCGCUGUUGAGCCAGAUGAUGGAUGCGACACCGUCCCUGCCGUACCGGAACUCGAACGCUCCCGACCGAAAUGCAGGCUCCAAUGGCACCGCAGGUACACUUCAUUCGAUCUACCCCACACAUGCAAACGGAUCGACGCUGAACGCGCUCCAAGGUCACGCCAAGGUAUGGAUCCACACGCAAGCCGGUGAAAGGCUGGUAUGCAGCUUGACGUUUGGACAGCCAAGUUUGGUCAGCGUCCAAUUCGCCGGCGCAAGAGCGGGGGCGAUACACAGGAAGACCCGAGGCGUAGCGUUGACCAAUAAGCCGUUGGCGGUCGACUUGGAUGCACUGGCCCAAUUGAUGGCUCAACAGCUUGGACAGUAUCUCUAG